AUGAAGGUGCGCAUGGACCCUGAAAUCGGCUUGAACGGAGAGAGCGAGAAGAGCGAGGGAUCCAUAGAACGAGGGCUAACAUGCCGAGCAGGGAAGGGGAAGAUCACCGAUAUGCUGUCGCAGCAAGCGACGCUUUGCUGUCGAGCGGCGGGCGGCCACAACGCCGGCCACACCAUUGUCCACGACUCCGUUACCUAUGACUUCCACAUCUUGCCCUCGGGCCUGAUCUCGCCCAAGUGCAUCAACCUCAUUGGCGCCGGCACCGUCGUCCAUGUCCCCAGCUUCUUCAAGGAGCUGGCCGCCCUCGAGUCCAAAGGUUUGACCACCGCUGGCAAGCGCAUCUUCAUCUCUGACCGCGCGCACGUUUGCUUCGAUCUACACUCCGUUGUCGACGGCUUGGAGGAGAAGGGUCUCGGAGGCCGCAAGGUCGGUACCACCGGCAAGGGCAUUGGGCCCUGCUACAGUGACAAGGCUGCGCGUCGCGGUGUGCGCGUCGGCGAGAUUCUGGAUGAGGAGACGUUCGAGCGAAAGCUGCGCACUCUGGACACGGCGUACCGGGCACGGUUCGGGGAGUUGACGUAUGAUGUCGAGGAGGAGAUUACGCGGUUCAAGGUAUGA
This is a messenger RNA of Penicillium alfredii, 618 nucleotides long. RefSeq lists its product as uncharacterized. Gene Ontology annotation, molecular function: adenylosuccinate synthase activity; nucleotide binding. The record is from RefSeq and is a predicted model, not a curated record. Gene Ontology annotation, cellular component: cytoplasm. Gene Ontology annotation, biological process: 'de novo' AMP biosynthetic process; IMP metabolic process. The transcript is spliced from 2 exons. Lineage: Eukaryota; Fungi; Ascomycota; Eurotiomycetes; Eurotiales; Aspergillaceae. The coding region runs from base 1 to 618 and encodes 205 amino acids.